AAUUUGAUUUGUAAAAGUGUAUGUACAAAACCAUAGACACAGCAUUUUGUUCAUUGUUUGGGUAUCUAACAAUCUUACAAAAAGAUAGUUUAAUCUAUUAUAAUGUCUGAAGGUACUAGUAAGGAACCACAAAAAACUCCAAUGGUUUACAUUUGUGGAGAGUGCCACAAUGAAAACGAAAUUAGACCUAGAGAUCCAAUUAGGUGCAGAGAAUGUGGUUACAGAAUAAUGUACAAGAAACGAACCAAAAGAUUGGUGGUCUUUGAUGCAAGAUGAACAUCCCCGUAACACACAUGUAUAUAGUUAUUAGUUGACUUAUUUGGUAUUUUUUAACAAAUAUAAAUUGGAUUGUUUGAUUGCCAUUCCUUUAUAAUAAAAAAUUUACAACUA
Molecule: messenger RNA, 390 nt
Organism: Diorhabda carinulata
Lineage: Eukaryota; Metazoa; Arthropoda; Insecta; Coleoptera; Chrysomelidae
Gene: Rpb12
Product: DNA-directed RNA polymerases I, II, and III subunit RPABC4
Exons: 3
Coding region: 103-276 (57 amino acids)
Biological process (GO): DNA-templated transcription
Cellular component (GO): RNA polymerase III complex; RNA polymerase I complex; RNA polymerase II, core complex
Molecular function (GO): DNA-directed RNA polymerase activity; DNA binding; zinc ion binding
Source: RefSeq, a predicted model, not a curated record